Messenger RNA from Entelurus aequoreus (snake pipefish), 1303 nucleotides. Its product is annotated as ketohexokinase-like. Bases 130 to 1197 code for a protein of 355 amino acids. The record is from RefSeq and is a predicted model, not a curated record. NCBI's taxonomy places the organism in Eukaryota, Metazoa, Chordata, Actinopteri, Syngnathiformes, Syngnathidae. Gene Ontology annotation, biological process: fructose metabolic process. Gene Ontology annotation, molecular function: ketohexokinase activity. The transcript has 9 exons.
AGUUCCUAUCUCAACCACAAAGUGGCGGGCAAAGCCCAGUUGGUCGGACGCCAAUAAAUACAUUGAAAGGGGUUAAUUGUGACGUUUACCUACCAAAGUCCACACAAGUUGUAACAACGCGUCGGGAAGAUGAGCGUUCGCAGCAUGGAGCAUAAAGACAAGAAGGUCCUUUGCAUCGGUCUUGUGUGCCUCGACAUCAUCAGCGUGGUGGAUAAAUAUCCAGAAGAAGACACUGACAGCAGGUGUGUGUCACAGCGAUGGCAGCGAGGCGGCAAUGCUUCCAAUUCCUGUACGGUGCUUUCACUGCUGGGCUCCUCCUGCGCCUUCAUGGGCUCUCUGUGUGCUGGACCUGUGGCCAGUUUUAUUUUGGAGGACUUUCAGAAGUUGAACAUCGACAUGUCUCUGGUGUCUGAGCACGCUCAGUGUGUCACGCCAACAUCUUUGGUCAUCAGCAGCAGCAGCACAGGAAGUCGCACAAUCCUGCACAUCAACAGUUUCAUCGUGGACGACUUCUCGCAGCAUGCCAUUGAUAUUUCAGCUGUGGCCUGGCAGGUCAAAGGCCAAACGCCCAGUGCGUGUUGUGUAGUGUGUCCGGCCAGCGGCUCUCGCACUGUCGUUCUGUCCGACAUGAACGUCCCUGAUGUGACGGCAGAAGACUUCUCCAAAGUGGACCUGCGUCACUUCAAGUGGAUCCACUGGGAGGGGCGCAAUGUCGACGAGCAACUGAAGAUGAUCCAGCAGGUGGCACGCCACAAUGCCGCGUUGCCGUUGCAACAGCGAAUCACCAUCUCUGUGGAAAUUGAAAAGCCUAGAGAGCCGCUGUACCAGCUGUUUGCGUACGGCGACGUGGUGUUCGUCAGCAAAGACGUGGCUUGCCACCUCGGCUUCCAGACGCCGCAAAGUGCUCUGGAAGGACUCCGCUGCCGUGUCAAAGCUGGGGCGGUCCUCAUCUGUGCGUGGGCCGAAAAAGGGGCGGACGCGCUGGCUCCUGAUGGCUUGCUCAUCCAUUCGGACGCUUUCCCUCCGGAACGUCUCGUGGACACGCUUGGAGCGGGGGACACGUUCAACGCUGCCGUAAUCCACAAACUAUCCAACGGUGCCCGUUUAGAGGAGGCGCUGACCUUUGGCUGCAGAGUGGCAGGUGGGAAGUGCGGUUUCCAUGGUUACGGCGGCAUUGCAGACAUGGUGACCGGCUAAGAGUGACUCUUGUUUAAAGACUGGUAUCACGAUUUAUUGUCAUAUCACUUUAUAAGGACACUAUGGAUAAAUAAAGUAUGCUGGCAAACAAGUCACAGUACGUCAU